Xenopus tropicalis (tropical clawed frog) is the source of this 834-nucleotide messenger RNA. RefSeq names its product chromosome 9 C2orf80 homolog (gene c9h2orf80). Lineage: Eukaryota; Metazoa; Chordata; Amphibia; Anura; Pipidae. The record is from RefSeq and is a predicted model, not a curated record. The transcript has 9 exons. The coding region runs from base 148 to 780 and encodes 210 amino acids.
AGCAACAUCAGUAGAAAAACAGCCUUACACUACUGCAAACCUAUUUUUGCUUCUCUUGAGCUAAGAAGCAAGAACCAGAAUAGAAUCACCAGAACAACUUAUUGCAGGUCUUUUAACUGGUGUUUUAUAUCUCCAACUGCUGGUCAUAUGGAAAGAAAGCGCCUGAAAAAGGAUGUUGAAAAGCUCUUGGCGGAUUAUGUCAGCACAACUCUCCGUGAACAGGAUUUUGAUCCUAAAGGAAAAAAGGAAACCACGUUCCUAGAUGACAUGGCACAUUAUGAUUUGGCAAUUGGUGUAGCGUUGCAGUGGCUAAAUGGGUCUAAAGAUGCAAAUACACUUAAAAAAGGAAAAAUAACAUUUCCAGAGCAUCAGUAUAAAUAUCCCAACAGAAUGGAAAGAGAAGCUAUGAUUUUAUCUUCUUUCGCAGGAGUAUUAAUGCAUAGCUUGCCAGUGGAAGGUGUUUUUGAGUUAUAUGGGAAAAAAUCUUCAAAAGGACUGCUACAGAGCACAACUAAGAAUCUCUGGACACAGCCCUUUAAUCUUUCCUUACAUCCAUUUGCCAUGCUAACUGCUCCGAAAGCUGCAGAACAUGCUUGGAAGCAUCGUGCAAAAUUGCAAAAGUCCAGUCAUCAAAAUGCUGGCUGUUCCACAAGGCUUCAUAACUUAGACACUCAUGAAAAAGAGAAAAUAGAAACCCAUGAUGAAGAGGUGCACUUGACUGAGGACCCCCUGGAAACAGAGGAAAAAUUAGAAGAUUCUUCAUCUGAAUUUACAUCAUAGAGACUAUUUACUGUAAACAAUAAACCAUUUUACCUCCUUAAAAAUAGAACACAA